GCGCGCAGUACUGACGCUCAAAGCUGCAGCAGGGAUAAAGCGCCCGGCGAGGAGGACGCACUGAACUUGGAACAAGCUGCGCAGAGUGAAUACGGCACCCAUCAACGAAAGGACACGGGGUAGCAGGCUUCCAGCAUUGUUUUUAGUAACGCUUGGACAUACAAACAUACUGAGUCACACAUUUUUCUAAAUCAUCAAUCCAGGCGCAACUCUCCACCCAGGAAUAUUUCAAGAGAACUUUUCUGUUUUUCUAUGCCGAACACAGGAAGGCAUACUUUUUCAUCUUUACCAGCGCAACUCAGAGCAAUACACACUUGCCACUUUUUGAUAUCACAAUCCAUCGGCACAGUCUAUUGAAGUGGCAUGAACUUUUUGUUUCUUGAAAAGUGGCAGUGGGUACUGAGCGCGAUGUGCGGAGAAACUGGCGCUCUGCCGUGCGCUGCUGCGCAGUCUCUGGAGAUCUGUAUUUAAAGCCUCGCGUUCCGUGGAGAGUUGUACAUCUGGAUAGAGGAGAUUUCACCCAAUCUAAAAUGUCCGUUUAGCUCUAAAAUGUCCAGUUUUAGGUCGUUUUAAAAUUAGGAAAGAAUCACACAAAAUCAGUCCUGAAAAGCAAUGCUUUUGCAAUGGUUUUGAGGGAAACAACACGCAUCAACAGGUACCGUGUUCUCAAUGGAAGGGUGAGAGUAUAUCUGAUUAUGUUCACUCAAAGGCCAAUGCUAUAAUACUGUCCUGUGUUACUAUUUUAAUUUUAAUCGUUCAUCGUACCAGAGGCUACUGUAAUGCACUUUCCCAAGUGCACAACAACACUAACACUAACUAAGUAUUAGAACUGCCCAUAGUAGAGCACGUCCGACGCGUAACCCACAUUCGAAUUUGAAACAUUUAUUUUAUUUUCCAUAAGAAAAACGAGCUCGAAUAACCACUAAGUCAGUUACGGCACUAUUAGACGUUAUAAGUCAAACAGCAUUGAUCGCUAUCUUGACACGAGACUGGAGUAUUUUGGGCGCGUGGGGGGGACGAAUGGACUUGCAGGGAGGAGAGCGAGCGGGGGCAGGAACGCAAAGUCUCGAGGACAUGUGAACAUAGGGCUCGCGGGGAGUUGGACACCGUUUUUAGCCAUGAUCUCUAAGUCUGCGAGGGGGCUUGACUGCGUCUGGUUUUAUGCACAAACUCUACAAAAUCUGCAACCUAUUUAAUUCCCAGAGAAGUUUAAAAGGGCUAUAGUGACCUAAUAUAAAUCUCUCAUCAACAUCACUGAGUUUAUUUGGUUCACUUUAAUUCAGCGGCAGUUAUGGAGAGCGCGUGUUCCGUUGGCGUGGAUCCGGCCGGCCGUAACGGCAGCAGUGCAGGUGCGCUGGUUUCUCCGACGUGCAAUCAGAGCAAACUCUCGCCAUACUCCCCGGAAGCGACUGCGGCCUUCGCCACGGCGAUCACCCUCAUGAUCCUCUUCACCAUCGUGGGUAACAUCCUAGUCAUCAUCGCCGUGCUGACCAGCCGCUCUCUGCGGGGACCACAGAACCUCUUCCUGGUGUCGCUGGCCGCGGCCGACAUCUUGGUGGCCACCCUGAUUAUUCCGUUCUCCCUGGCCAAUGAGCUGAUGGGAUACUGGUACUUCCGCACAGUGUGGUGCGAGAUCUACCUGGCGCUGGACGUGCUCUUCUGUACGUCAUCCAUCGUGCACCUGUGCGCCAUCAGCCUGGAUCGCUACAUGUCCAUCUCGCGGGCCGUGACGUACGGCGCGCAGAGGACGCCGCGCCGCAUUAAAAGCGCCAUCCUAGUGGUCUGGCUGAUCUCAGCGGUUAUCUCCUUCCCACCGCUGCUGUCCAUGAACAAGAACAACGUGACGGAGGAGUCGCCCGGCUGGCCACAGUGCAAGCUGAACGACGAGCCGUGGUACAUCCUCUACUCCACCAUCGGCUCCUUCUUUGCACCCUGCCUCAUCAUGAUCCUGGUGUACAUGCGCAUUUACCAGAUCGCCAAGCAGCGCACGCGCUGCCCUCCAGGCGAGCCACGGAAGGAGGUCAGUGCCAGCAGCCCUGCCCCCCAGGAGAACGCCAAGGCUCUUCAGAAUGGGCGAGGGGACAUGGCGAGCACACCGGGCCCGCCGCAGAGGCGGCCUCCAUCGCUUGCCGUGCCUCAGGCAGGGUCCCCUCAAGCGGGCAAGCAGCAGUCGGAAGCCCCCCCGGCCACCGGCAAUCUCCUGGCUCCACCCUCCCUAGGCGUGGCUCUGGCUCCAACCACGCCCUCUUCUGCUCUGGGCCCCUCCCCGUCCCUCUCUGUCUCCUCCCCCCAAAAGCCACACCAGGCGCCCAAUAAGCCCAAGGGGAGAAAGAAGGAGAAAAGAGGAGUGAAGAGACUCGAUAACAACAAUGACGAGAGCUCGACCUCCAACUCGGACACAGAGCAAGGGGAGAUGGGAGUGGAGCCGCCGCUGACCCCCAGCGCAGAUCCCGACGCAGGCGUCCACUCUCCAGCCACCAUGCAGAAGUACAGGGACAUGGUCGCCACGGCGAGGGGCACCGCUCUGACGUCCCGGAAGACCAAGCGAGAAGGCGCGCCCAGUUCAGCGCGCCGCAAGGCCAUGGUGAACCGCGAGAAGAGAUUCACCUUCGUGCUGGCCGUGGUCAUUGGCGUCUUUGUCGUCUGCUGGUUUCCUUUCUUCUUCUCCUACAGCCUGCAGGCCAUGUGCCCAAAGACCUGCGCUCUUCCCAAGCCUCUCUUUACCUUCUUCUUCUGGAUCGGCUACUGCAACAGCAGCCUCAACCCUGUCAUCUACACGAUCUUCAACAAGGACUUCCGUAGAGCUUUCAAGAGGAUUCUCUGCAAGAAUACCAAGGGUACUUUCUUUUAACAGAUCCCAGGCUACAGAUAAACAUACUACCGAGGUAAAGGAAUGCUACAGCAUCUGGGUAAAUAGGUACUGUAAAAUUUGUGGGGAAAAAGCACAAUAAUGUCAUUGUAAUAGUGUAAAUAAAGGGCUUUUUGUAUAGCCCUUGGAAUCAAAGACAACAUGCAGUGAUAUCAAUUGACAGUGACACACCACUUUAUCGGGGUGAAUGCCUGACACUAUGGUUACCUAGACUCUUGCAGGUUAACUAUGUACUAGGGCUUAAUCUCACAGACUUACUGCUGAGGAAAAACAAAUACAGCCUCAUUAUGGCUUGUGAAAAGACAGCAAUGUCCUGUUUUAUGGAGGUUAUUGUUCGGCGACAACAACAUGGUGUGGUAGUGUUUUCCCUUUUAGCCUUUCUAAGAAAAUCUGCCCUCAGGGAUGAACGCAAAUGGUAUGAACGCAACUUUCAGUCUUAUUUCAUCCUCACAAAAAUUCUCUCUCAUGCACAACGGAUCGCAAACAAGACACAUUACUCCACCGCUCCUCCCUGACACCUGUCGGGCUUAAGUGAGAGAAAAAAGGAGGAGAACAAAACACAAUUAUGGAAUUAUUUGCCAGGGGGUAGGCCCGUGUAUAAAACCCACCGAUGUUGGAUUCAUGUAAGGAGGCUGAAAGGCAUAUGGUCCUCUGGGGUGAGAGGAGGCAUUCCCUUGCUAUGCCUACUCUCUUCCAUCCACCUAAUGCAUGCAAGCCUGCAGAAUACAGAGUGCCAGCCAUAUAGUGAGGAAAGCCUCCUUGUCUUUUCUCAGCAGGUUAUCUGGUAGAAGCUCAAUCUGCUUGCUAAUGCCAUGAACAUGAAGGCAACUGCUUUGAGGUAGGCAAGAGAAGAAAAAAAAAAACCCUGAUUCUGCUCAACGUGGACAGAGUUUAUGGGGCCACGGACGACGUCUCGCGCCCCCCUGACUCUGACUCUGUUGUCAAAGAUGCAGCAGUGCUGCUGGUGUAAUACUGAUGGGUGGUGGGCAAUAAGCACCCUUACUGAGAUCUGGAACUGGUUUUUGUUCACUUUUUCAGUUUUGAAGAACCGGGGAUCUCUGCCGUAAACUCAACUGCUGCACCCUCUAAUUGUCUGACUGUUUAGCAGGGUGAUAUCUGGGGCUAAAGGGCUGAUGGCACAGACACUUCUUGUUCCUUUUCCUGGCCGCUUACUUGCUGAUCAGUGUGUGUGAGAGUGUGUGCGUGUAUGAGACACUGCACCUACUGUGAACGAGCGCGUGUUGUGUGCGACUGUCUCCUGCGUGAACGCGUGUGUGUGCUGUGGACGAGAGGGUGUACGCGUGCGAUAGAUGGGCACGUUUGUGUUUUGCAGCGCUGACGAUCUGUGCAGUAUAAACAAUCGGCCCUUCCACUCCUCAUGUCACUGGCACUAAAUGAAAAUAUGUGUUUGAUUCAAACGCUCAGAAUCGUCUCUUCUGCGCCACCUCACCCUGAUGCUUUUAACUCACAUUCUUCUCAUGCCAGUGCUGUUAUAUAUUUGGCUGCUAAUCCAUGUCUUCGUACACCAAUAGUAUUUUUAAAAGAUGGAUUCCUGGCCAGAGUGAAUUUUUUCAUCCCAAAACAACUGUUUUGUUAUGUGUGGGAUCAAAGUUUAAAGUUAAAGUGAUUAGGCAUUUUCUGAUUAAUGGGGCAAUUGUUACCAGGGUUAUGUCUAGGCAUAAAAGAGUUGUAAAAAGUUUUGUAUUAUUUAUUUGCCAAUUUCUGUUUUGGUCAUGCAUAUUUAUUAAUGGCAAUUUAUCAUGUAUUACUUGUUUUCUUUGUAAGAUAAGGUUUUUGGGGGGCAACAAUCUAAAAUCCAUAUGGUUGUUAUGUAAAAGUCUAUAAUUCAUGAAUAGGACUUUACAUUUGGUUUGCACUCUCCAAAGCUUUGCAACAUUUUAUGAUCAAAAUCACCUUUUCUCUAUAUCCCCUCUUUCUCUCUCCUUAAUUCCUUUCUUUACAAUGUAUUCUGAACUGCUUUACUCCACUACCUGACAAUAAAGCAUCUAUAAUA
Electrophorus electricus (electric eel) is the source of this 4883-nucleotide messenger RNA. RefSeq names its product adrenoceptor alpha 2B (gene adra2b). Gene Ontology annotation, molecular function: alpha2-adrenergic receptor activity; epinephrine binding. The record is from RefSeq and is a predicted model, not a curated record. Gene Ontology annotation, biological process: G protein-coupled receptor signaling pathway. Gene Ontology annotation, cellular component: plasma membrane. Lineage: Eukaryota; Metazoa; Chordata; Actinopteri; Gymnotiformes; Gymnotidae.